AUGAAAAAAAAUAUAUUGUUAUAUGGAUUAGCAUUUGCUGGAGGCUUUACUUUUGAAAGAUAUUAUCCGUAUAUCAAAGCUUUCAUAAAUAAUAAAAGUCAAAAAAACGAUGAUCACAGUUUUAAAUCAAUGUUAGAAGAAGGAAACUAUAUAUAACCAAAAGUAAUUGAAUUAAUGCAUUCUUCUCCUGAUAAACACUUUUUACACAAUUUCAUAGCUUAACACAAUGAAGCUUUGAAUGUGUUUAAAAUAUACUAUCCAGAUAAAUUAGAAUAAAAAAUAUAUAGUGACAAUCUAGAAUCUGAAGAUAAAAUUCAUUUGCAUUUCGUAUUUAAUGCAGCUGAUCAUUUAUAAGGGCAUAGUUCAAUUGUUCAUGGAGGGUUGUUAGCAACAUUAAUAGAUAAUGCUUUUGGUUAAUUAAGCUACUUGGCAAGUGGAUAAAUUCCUACAGCAACAGCAAAUUUAAAUAUAAAUUAUAGAAAACCUGUGAAAACUAAUCAUGAUUAUAUGAUAACAGCAGAAAUUGAAAAAAUUGAAGGUAGAAAAGUAUUUCUUAAGGCAAAAAUAUAUGAUCAAAAUAAGACUAUAUGUACAGAGGCUACAGGUCUGUUUUUGACAGUUUAAUGGGGAGGACAAAUGUGGAAAAAUGCUUUAGAUAAAAUAAAGGCAGCAACAAAUUUAGAUUAAAAACUAAUUAAAAUAGAUUAAGAAUAAAAAAAAUGA
This is a messenger RNA of Paramecium pentaurelia, 723 nucleotides long. The record is from the annotation of a GenBank genome assembly. Lineage: Eukaryota; Ciliophora; Oligohymenophorea; Peniculida; Parameciidae.